Messenger RNA from Myotis lucifugus (little brown bat), 370 nucleotides. RefSeq names its product DNA repair protein RAD51 homolog 1-like. Lineage: Eukaryota; Metazoa; Chordata; Mammalia; Chiroptera; Vespertilionidae. Gene Ontology annotation, cellular component: condensed nuclear chromosome. Bases 107 to 355 code for a protein of 82 amino acids. The record is from RefSeq and is a predicted model, not a curated record. Gene Ontology annotation, biological process: chromosome organization involved in meiotic cell cycle; mitotic recombination; reciprocal meiotic recombination. The transcript is spliced from 2 exons. Gene Ontology annotation, molecular function: single-stranded DNA binding; ATP-dependent activity, acting on DNA; nucleotide binding.
AAGUAAUUCUUAAGAGAUUUAUUGCAAACAUAAGUUUGCAGCUCUGUACUUUUUCUAGUGUUCUCCCUGAUGGCCAUCUAUAUUUUUCAGUAUUGAACGCUGAGUAAUGGCUAUGCAGAUGCAGCUUGAAGCAAAUGCAGAUACUUCAGUGGAAGAAGAGAGCUUUGGCCCACAACCUAUUUCACGAUUAGAGCAAUGUGGCAUAAAUGCCAAUGAUGUGAAGAAAUUGGAAGAAGCUGGAUUCCAUACUGUGGAGGCUGUGGCCUAUGCACCGAAAAAGGAGCUAAUAAAUAUUAAGGGGAUUAGUGAAGCCAAAGCUGAUAAAAUUCUGGUAAGUACUGCUUCCGUGCCCUAGGGAGGCAUUAAAGGG